GAUGUUAGAGAAGAUGAUGGCAGGAGAAGCAAUCUCAAAUGCUUUCAUCACACACAAGUCAACUGCUGCUGCUGGAUCCAAUCCUCCUCCAAUUAAGAAGAAGAGAAAUCUACCAGGAACCCCAGAUCCUGAAGCAGAGGUCAUAGCCCUGUCACCAAAGACUCUAAUGGCUACCAAUAGAUUCUUGUGUGAGAUAUGUGGGAAAGGUUUCCAAAGAGAUCAAAAUCUUCAACUUCAUCGACGAGGACAUAACCUUCCAUGGAAGCUCAAACAAAGGACUAGCAAAGAACCAAAGAAGAGAGUUUAUGUAUGCCCAGAAAAGAGCUGUGUUCAUCACCACCCUUCACGGGCUCUUGGUGAUCUCACUGGUAUAAAGAAACACUUCUGUCGAAAACAUGGAGAGAAGAAGUGGAAAUGUGAAAAGUGCUCCAAACGGUAUGCUGUGCAGUCAGAUUGGAAAGCACAUUCCAAAACCUGUGGCACUAGAGAGUACAGAUGUGAUUGCGGGACUUUAUUUUCGCGGCGAGAUAGCUUCAUCACACACAGAGCUUUCUGUGAUGCCUUAGCAGAAGAAACAGCUAGAGUCACUGCAGCAUCAAAUAUAAUCAAUGCAACAACAGGAAACUUCAAUCAUCAUCUCAUGGGUACUUCAUUAGGACCCAACAUGGUACAACAUUUCUCUUCUAUUUUCAAGCCACACCACAGCAAUGAAGAGGCAAUUGCAAUUAAUCAACCUAGGCCACCAGGUCUUGCUUUGUGGAUGGGCCAAGGAUCUCAAUCUAGCAAAUCAUUAAGCAAUAAUCUUCCUCAAGUACAUCACAUGGGUUCUGCGAGUACCGCGGCGGUGGCGGCAUUGUAUACUGAUCCUUUUACUUCAUAUCCAAAUCCUCCACAAUCAGAGUAUCAAUUAAAUUGGGCUUAUGGAAUUAAGCUCUCUGAGACCAAUGCCAGAGAGAUGACAAGCACAUCACUACCAUUAAGAACUAUUAAAGAAGUUGGUAGUCCUCAACUUGUUAGUGUUCCAUCACUGUACAGCAAUCAGCACCAACAUCACCAACUACCUACAGCAAACAUGUCUGCGACAGCUUUGCUACAAAAAGCUGCUCAAAUAGGUGCAACUUCAACUGACCCAACUUUUUUUGGGAAUUUUGGAGUCAAUAAGUGCAGCAACACUCAAGUUGAAGAUGAAAACAAUUAUGAAGGAUUGUUUGGUCCAAACCCGACACAGAAUGAGAAGCAAACUGGUUUAUCUACUUUGAACCAGCUGCAGAUGUACCCCAGGAAAAGCCCUAAUUGUCAGAAGGAUGAUACAGGAGGGGAAACUAGGGAUUUCUUAGGGGUUGGUGUUCAAACCAUCUGCCCUUCAUCCAUCAAUGGAUGGAUCUGAUUACAAAUUGGUUUUCAUGAAUUGCAUGCUUGUCCAUAAAAAAGCAUAGUUGAUGAUAAAGUGGGGUUGGGGGCU
Messenger RNA from Telopea speciosissima, 1462 nucleotides. Its product is annotated as zinc finger protein MAGPIE-like. Gene Ontology annotation, cellular component: nucleus. The record is from RefSeq and is a predicted model, not a curated record. Lineage: Eukaryota; Viridiplantae; Streptophyta; Magnoliopsida; Proteales; Proteaceae. Gene Ontology annotation, molecular function: DNA-binding transcription factor activity. Bases 2 to 1387 code for a protein of 461 amino acids. The transcript is spliced from 3 exons.